AUGUUCUACCCUCCCUGGAACAGUCCCAUUUACAGCAACCUCUCCGCUCUCGAGCUAGACAGCUUGAUGCGUGGGUUGAGCGAAGAAGAACUCCUGAAGAUCUUGCGACAGUGCCCUCACCUGGAGCGCUUGGUGCUCGGGUCUCUAGCUAUUGGCAGUGCCUCCGAGUCCUUCGCAGCGUGUGCAGUCGCCCUUCCUUUGCUGUUACGUAUCACCCUUCGUGAUCUCCCUUACGCAUAUCUCACACAACUUCUAUCUCAUCUCAUCCUCCCUGCAGCAACUCGCUACGACAUCAGUUUGAACACAGAACUGCCAUGGCAGGAUCUAACUACGCACCCCAAUCGUCUGGCGGAUUGGAGGGAAUUCCACAUGGCCGACGUUCAAUUCGAGCACCCUGACUCCCAGGACGUCACUUUCUACAUAUUCCCAUCGGCAGAUCUCGAAACCGUGGACCCCCUCAUGACUGUGUCUAUUUUAUACGCGCUCAGGCUACCACCACGAGGACGCACGGAGUGUGUCAUCUGCGCCGUAAUCCCUCGGUCCGUCAACGUCCUCAUCCUCCGUGGGUGGGAGCACAUGGCGCUGAAGGAGGACAAGGCAGUGGACUAG
Molecule: messenger RNA, 609 nt
Organism: Trametes versicolor FP-101664 SS1
Lineage: Eukaryota; Fungi; Basidiomycota; Agaricomycetes; Polyporales; Polyporaceae
Exons: 1
Coding region: 1-609 (202 amino acids)
Source: RefSeq, a predicted model, not a curated record